CCCGGCCACCCCCUGCUCCAGGAAAAAGAGAAAAUAGUCGCUGCUAUCACUGACUCCCCGAAGCCGCCACCAGAGCGAAUAACGUUAACUCUGCCGGUGCUGAACGCGGCGCGGAUGGUUGUGUUUGUGGCGACGGGGGAAGGCAAAGCUGCUGUUUUAAAGCGCAUUUUGGAAGGCGACGAGGAAAACCCCCUUCCUGCCGCUCGCGUCCGGCCUCGCUCCGGGCAGCUGCGCUGGUUCCUGGAUGAGUCGGCGGCCACGGAGCUGACCGUCCCAGUGGAGAAACAUUCCAUCUUGUAG
Molecule: messenger RNA, 300 nt
Organism: Cariama cristata (Red-legged seriema)
Lineage: Eukaryota; Metazoa; Chordata; Aves; Cariamiformes; Cariamidae
Gene: PGLS
Product: 6-phosphogluconolactonase
Exons: 3
Biological process (GO): carbohydrate metabolic process
Source: RefSeq, a predicted model, not a curated record